Messenger RNA from Colletotrichum orchidophilum, 1110 nucleotides. RefSeq names its product mannanase. Gene Ontology annotation, molecular function: hydrolase activity, hydrolyzing O-glycosyl compounds. The record is from RefSeq and is a predicted model, not a curated record. NCBI's taxonomy places the organism in Eukaryota, Fungi, Ascomycota, Sordariomycetes, Glomerellales, Glomerellaceae. The transcript has 3 exons. Bases 1 to 1110 code for a protein of 369 amino acids.
AUGAAGCUUGCCCUCGUGUCGAUCUUGGCCAAUUUGGCCAGCAUCCAAUGUCUGGCCGUCUCAGAGCCCAGACAGGCUUCGACCUUCCCUUCGGCAAGCGGAACAAAGUUCACCAUCGAUGGCCAGACCAAGUACUUUGCCGGCAGCAACUCAUACUGGAUCUCAUUCUUGACGAACAAUGCCGACGUCGAUCUCGUAAUAGACAAUGUUGCGAAAGCCGGACUUAAGAUCUUUCGCGUGUGGGGCUUCAACGACGUGAACGCCGUCCCCGGCGGCAACCAGGUCUGGUACCAAUACCUCUCGUCGUCCGGGUCGCAGAUCAACACUGGCGCCAACGGACUGCAGCGCCUGGAUGCUGUCGUCGCAGCCGCGGAGAAGAAGGGCGUGAAGCUGAUCAUCCCCUUUGUGAACCAUUGGGACGACUACGGCGGCAUGAAUGCGUACGUAAAGGCCUUUGGCGGCUCCAAGGCGACUUGGUACACCAACAGCCAGGCCCAAACCCAAUACCAGGCUUACAUUCGGGCCGUGGUGGGCCGCUACAAGAACUCUCCCGCCAUUUUUGCCUGGGAGCUGGCCAACGAACCUCGCUGCAAUGGCUGCAGUACCGAUGUGAUCUUUCAGUGGGCGCAAACGACUUCCCAGUUUGUAAAGUCAUUAGAUGCGAGCCACAUGGUGACUCUCGGCGACGAGGGCAUGGGCCUUCCCGGUGACGGAAGCUAUCCCUACCAAUACGGCGAAGGGACAGAUUUCGUCAAAAACCUCGGCAUCAAGACACUCGACUUUGGCACAUUCCACAUGUACCCCGAUCAUUGGAACGUCGAUCUUAAAACCUGGUCCCCCGGCUGGAUCAAAUCCCACGGUGAGGCUUGUGCCAAGGCCGGCAAACCUUGCCUUUUUGAAGAGUACGGUUCCCUGAGUGAUCACUGCGCCGUUGAGGGACCCUGGCAAGAGGUCUCGCGGACCGCGCCCGGACUCGGGGCCGAUCUUUUCUGGCAGUGGGGGGAUCAGCUGAGCACAGGACAGACACACGACGAUGGAUUCACGAUUUACAAUGGCAGUAGCGACUAUCAGUGCCUGGUCGUCAACCAUGUAAAGGCAAUCAAUGGGUGA